Metarhizium brunneum ARSEF 3297 is the source of this 2523-nucleotide messenger RNA. RefSeq names its product Citrinin biosynthesis transcriptional activator mrl3 (gene ctnA). Gene Ontology annotation, cellular component: nucleus. Lineage: Eukaryota; Fungi; Ascomycota; Sordariomycetes; Hypocreales; Clavicipitaceae. Gene Ontology annotation, biological process: DNA-templated transcription; regulation of DNA-templated transcription. Gene Ontology annotation, molecular function: zinc ion binding; DNA-binding transcription factor activity, RNA polymerase II-specific; DNA binding. The record is from RefSeq and is a predicted model, not a curated record.
AUGUCUCCCGAGCCGCCAUCGGAUCCCUCCGGCUCCGGUGUCUCGUCGGGCACGGAGCCGUUGGCCUGUGUGACGUGCAGGUCCAGGAAACUCAAGUGUGACAGAUCCAAACCGUCAUGCACUCGCUGCCACAAAGUGGGCGGCGAAUGUGUAUAUCCAGAAUCACGCAGGAAGCCAACCUUUAAGCGACGAAAUGUAAAGGAGAUUGAAGCCCGGCUUGCUCAAGUAGAGAGUUAUCUCAAAGAAGUAAACAAGGGUGUCGAUGAAGGCGGGAAUUCGAAUGCCUCCCAGCAGUCUGACCCGCCGCUUUGGCAAGGAGACUUCACCUUUGAAAGCGGACCUACGGGGAGUGAUGCCGCUGAUUCUCAGCAACCGGGGGUGACUGCCUUCUCCUUUCCUGACGCUUCUGCAACCCAGGAGGACACAUUUAUGGGUAACGGCACGCUCAUAGGCCUAGGCUAUUCAGAGACGGUGCCGCCCCUCGAAGUUCAAGAAGACCUCAACAACACAUUCUUCCUCGUUCCAUAUCACUUCAUCCCUAUCAUACAUUCUGGAAGGUACUACCGGUCGUUCUAUGCCGGGCCGCUGCGAAAACCGCCCAUGAGCCUGCAGUAUGCCGUAUGGGCCAUGGCCGCCAGCGGGCACGCCAGAUACGACCAGUAUUCCCAAGUAUUUUAUCAACGAGCUCGUCAGUACAUAGAGGCUGAUGAGAUGAAGGACCACGGGGAGCAUUUCAUCACCAUUGCUCAUGCCCAGGCCUUGUGCCUGGUCGCUGCUUUCGAGGCCAAAUGUAUGCUCUUUACGAGGGCUUCUACAACCUGCGCCAAGGCUGUGCGGCUUUGCCAAAUGAUGGGCCUGGACCGCCUUGACGGUGCGCGCGACGAUUUGCCUCCUGCGCUCGGUCCGCAUUCAACGUGGGAGGAGCUGGAGGAAAGGAGGAGAGUGUUUUGGGGUGCCUUUGCCAUCGACUCUCAUGCCAGUAUAUCUACAGGUUGGCCGGCAUUAAUAAACCCCGACGAUAUAAUGACCCGUCUUCCCGCGUCAGAGGAAGCCUUUUCCUCCGGCGAGGAGGAAAUCGCUCCAUUCUUGGACGAGAUUUCCUCCGGAACAUCCUUCAGCUCCUUUGCCGGUACAAUCGUCGUGUGCUCUAUUUUCCGAGUAAUUCUCAAACACGUGCACCGAUCUAAGCCUACCGACAAACCAGAGGAUAUGAUGGAGGGCCCGUUCUGGAAGAGGCACCGUGAUCUAGAUAAUCAGUUAUCAAGCCUCUUCAUGUUCCUACCUGCGAGGUUCCGCCUACCGGGGGCGUUGAGAGACCCAGGGGCUAUUCAUAUGAACCUCAACCUGCACGCCGCUGUCAUUAUUCUUCAUCACGCAGCUUUAGAGAAAGCAGACCUUCACAAUCUAGGCGAAAACGUAACGCGAACAAGCCUCUUUCGACUGAGGACGUCGGCAGAGGAAAUUGUGAACAUUGUAAAACUGUCGUCUCAUUCUACCUCUAUCUUUAAAAGUCCUCUUUGUGCAUUGUCGCUAUACUGCUCUAUAACGGUAUACGUCUACUUGGCCAAGUUGAACCCCCAGUCUGGUCUCACACCGUUGGACAAGUCAAAUCUUGAAAUUAUUAUCCAGGCAAUGGAGGCAAUUGGUCGGAACCACGAAAUCACUUGUGCUUUUCUUCAUCAAGCGUGUUUGGAUAUUGAAAGAAACGAGCUCACAUCCGUGCUAAAGUUUCCAAACUUGGAAAAGUACCGCUCAAUCUUUGGCGGCGCCAACCACUCCAACAUUCCAUUGAUUACGCGCAGUUCGAUAUCGAAACAUUCCAAAGUGACCCCUGUUCUGCCAGGCAGGCUCCCACUCAACAACCCCCAGGGAAAAAUUCUACCGGGCCAUUUGAAACUAGACAAGGGCAUCCCCCCAAUAGCGUCGGGAGGGGCCGAACCCGUCGUGCGAAAACUAAUCAAUUGCGAUUGUUUCCAGCCGGUUCUCGGUGCAGUAACUCGCAACGUCGGCGCCGGACCAAGAGACAGAACGGAACACAAGAGAAAGAGGAUGUCACCGAGUGGAAGUCCCUCGGUCGGACUCAUGGGUACCGCAAUGGACGGCCAGGCGGAUGAGACGCCAGGCCAUGGAAAUCGGUCAACCGCGUUUAGCGCUGCCCCUGGAAUCGAUGUGCGGAAUCCGCUGGGAGACGCGACUUUCGCCUUGCCAGACCGGACGAAUUCGUCAACGUCUUCGCCGGCUCAUCGCGUAGCCGGCUCAGACCCUCUAUCAGGAAGUAGUCAUACCUCGCCGCCUGGGCUGGGCAACACUCCCGAAGAGAACAGGUUUGAUCUAAGGGCCUUCCAGGAAAGAGUGGUCCCUCAAAUGUGGCAGGCCGCACAGAUGCAAUCUAUGCAGGACACGCUAUUUACAUCCUCCAUCACGGAAGCAUUGUUCACAAUGGCUGGCAUUGAUGAAACAACGGCGGGUUGGGAGUCUUGGAACCAGUCUGCGGCGUGGCAGGCGGAUAUGUCUGGGCCAUGA